Scutellospora calospora is the source of this 393-nucleotide messenger RNA. Lineage: Eukaryota; Fungi; Glomeromycota; Glomeromycetes; Diversisporales; Gigasporaceae. The record is from the annotation of a GenBank genome assembly.
AACAAACUUCUAGAUUCAUUUGCUUUAAAUUUAGUUAAAAGUAUAGAGAAUCAGGUUUUAGUAUUAAUAGAAUUAGAUGACACAAUAAUUGAAGUAAACAAAAAUCCAAGUCAUAAUAAUGAAGUCUUGAAAGUAAAAUAUGAAGAACUCUAUUCUUUUUCUCGUAAUAAAUCAAAUGAUAAUAAAGAAAAUAAUAAGGCAGAUAAUAAAGAAGAUGAAGAAAGAGUUGAAGAUAGUGAAGAAGGAAAUAAUGAAAGUAAUAAAGAUAGUAAAGAAAUUAAAAAUUAUAAAAAAGCUAAUAAAGCAAGUGAUGAAGAUAGAGAAGAAAAAAGUAAUGAUGAUGAUGAUGAUAAGAAAGAUAAUAAAGAAGAUAAUAAUAGAGAUAUUAAAUAA